GCGCCGCCCUUCCUCUCCGUCUCUGCUUGCUCUGCAGGUUCAUGUGUACGUCGACCUGAAACAGUCCCUAGUUAACCUGUUUAUUCCAAUUGCCGACUUUACAAUAGACCAUGGAGGUUCUGGAUCAUAUAGAAAAUGAUCCGCCUCUCCAGUUUCCGUCCCUUCGCCUCUUCAUCCCUCCCCUCCGACUGGUAUGUGGAGCCAUGUGGCAUGCUGUGCAAAGCAGGAACAUUCGGGAUUAUGGGAUGGUGGAAGAGUUCAUCAGCACAGUCACAGAUAUUGUGCCAGAACUGUUGAAUCCAGAGCAGAAAGUCCAAAUCCUUCUUGGACUCAGAGCGCGAGUUCUUCUUGAACUGUGUCGCCCCGAACAGAUCACAGACACAGAAUCUGUGGAGAUGCACCUGAAGCAGAUAAGAACCCUCAUAUCCACAUGGGCCGCGCAGCCUUGUUUUGCAGAUGUCAGUUUUUCCGAUAUAAACUUUGUAGAUCAGGUGGAGUUGAUCUUAAAGGACCCUGAGAAGAAGAAGAAGUUCUUCCAGAAUGUUUUCCCCACGGAUUUUGGACCUGAUUUUGACAACACUCUUGAGAUGCUGAUGCUGGAUUUUGUGUCCAGACUGGAGAAGCUUCUCCCAGUACCAGACAUUCAGCAGACUGCAUCCAUGCUCAGUGCAGUGCCUUCUGCUUUGGAGGAGUCCACUCACUCGGUACCCGACCCACAGCACCUGACAGCUGUUCUGCGGUACCAUGCAACGCUCGGAUGUCUUGAUUUGUCUAAUGAAACUCAGACCACUCCAUCCUCCACUGGGACCGCCAUCCUGUUGUCCCUGUCUCUUCCUCAGCUGGAGCAGCUUGUGAUCUGUUCCGACCCGAUACAGACGCAGCCUCUGCCGGAGCUGUUGCCAGACUACUUGACGGUCAAAGUAGAGGAAGAAACCGUGACACUGGUUGAUGAUAUUCAGCAUUCUAGUCCAGUUGAGCCUGAUGAUCAAGGAGAAUCAGUUGUGGAGGAAAUUGUGCAAAAAGCACCACAAGGAGAUUCAGGUGACGCCGUAGAGUCUCCAAACAUUCCGCCGCCACAGCAAACAAAGUGGCUCCGACUGAGAAGAAGGGUUUUUAAAGAAAAGCAAGAUCCGGUGAAACCUAAAAGAGUACAAAAGAAGUGCAGCAACAGUAAAACGUGUCCUGUGUGUAAUAAGACGUUCCCCCGAGCUGCCGGCAUGAGGCGGCACCUGGAAAUUCACAAAACAAAACGGGACUACAAUCACAAGUGCAGCAAAUGCGACAAGCGAUUCAGAGACCAGUAUGACUUAAAGCGACACACCAUGCGUGUUCAUGAAAAGGGAGAGAUGAGUGACGGCUCUAAAGGCAGGAAAUCCAAAGACUCCUCCACCCUGGAGACACCGACAAAUAAAACCUGCCCUCACUGUGGGAAGUAUUUCGCCUGGCAGAGUGAUCUGAAGCGGCACACAGAGACUCACUCAGGGGAGCGUCCGCAUCAGUGUUCUUUGUGUGAAAAGAAGUUUAAAAAUCCUUACGCUUUGAGGUCACAUGAGAGAAGCUGCCAAACCCGAGAGGACAAAAGGGCCAAGAAGAAGGAAAAGGUUUGCUUAAAUCCAGAGGCAGCUGCUGAGGUGUCAGCAGAACCUCCAGACUGUACGGAAAAGGACAGUCAAAGCAAUCCACCAUUAAAUACAGAUCCCACUCCGUAUAUGCUGCUGUCUACUGAAGUCUCAGUUAAACAUAAAGUUUGUCCCAUCUGCAGCAUGACCAUUAAGAACAACAGAGACAUCAAGAAGCAUCUACGGUCUCACUCUGAAGAACGACCGUACGUCUGCCUCACGUGUGAGAAGGGCUUCAAGUACAAAGACACGAUAAAGAAGCACCAAACUCUCAAAGGCCAUGAGGGCAUCAGGGAGGUGCAGUGCAAGAAACUGGAAAGGCUUCUCUCUGAAGUUGAUGCUCAGUGCACAGGUGAUGCUGCUGGACUAGAAGAAAUUGAUCUAGAGGCAUCUGUAGAUGCUCCAAAGCAGAGUUUACCUGUUCUUAACAUGUCCAAGGAAGGCUUGAAGGUGUGUCCUGUCUGUUCCAAGACGUUCGAUAUGAUUAAAACUUUGAACAAGCACCUCCAGUCCCACAGGGUCGACAGGCCGUAUUAUUGCGUCCACUGCAAGAGGCGCUACAAAGACUUGUAUGGACUCAAAAGACACCAGAUCUAUGCAGUCUGCUACAACAAACCCCCGCGUUACUCACUGAAGAAAGGGUCCAGUCAAAGUGAAACGACCAGUACGGAUCUCCAACAGAUAUUCGUCUGGUGCUCAAACUGCAGCCAACACUUUGAGUCCCUGUCCGCCCUGAAGGAGCACCAGGAAAGCGUUUGCAGAGCGGAACCGACCGUGAAGAAAUGCAACGAAUGUGGGAAGGAGUUCAAGAGCAUAACAAUGCUUAAAGUGCACAAGAAGAUUCACAACCCGCUGUACUGCAAAGACUGCAAGAAGAUCCUGGCGGACGAGCCCGCCUUCGAGCGGCACAAGCUGUUGCACAGGCCGAUGCAGUGCACAAUGUGCGAGGAAACGUUCAUCAUCUCAAGACGCCUGAGGGAACACUACGAAAAGCACCACAACUUCACAGGACCCUUCCCGUGUACUCAGUGCGACAAAACCUUUGUCCAGCUGUCCUACCUCAUUAUCCACCAGAGAAUCCACAGAGGAGAGUUUCCAUUUGUCUGUGAUAAGUGUCCUGAGAAGUUCAGGACCUCCUCCUUGUUGACGGUUCAUCGCCGGAAACACUCCGGGGAGAAGCCCUUCCUGUGCUGGCAGUGCGGGAAGUCGUACCGCGCCGCCUCGGACCUCUCGAUGCAUAUGGGAACCCACUCAGAGGAGAGACCCUGGAACUGCACUCAGUGCGACAUGGCUUACCGCACAAAGGCACAGCUCAAGAACCAUGUGGAGCAAGUACACCUCUGUAUCAGGUUCACAUGUGCUACUUGUGGGCGGCAGUUCAUGAAAGAGAUGUCGCUGAAAAGGCACGAGCUCACUCACACAGGCGAGAGGCCUUUUCCCUGCGCAGAGUGCAGCAAAUCCUUCCUCACCGGCAACGAGCUGCUGCGGCACAGCAGGUACCACACGGGAGUGCGCCCCUACAAGUGUGAGGUAUGCUGCAAGGCCUUCAUCCAGUCGAGCUACUUAAAGAUCCACAUGCGCCUCCACACAGGAGAGAAGCCGUACACAUGCGACAUCUGCGACAAAAGCUUCAGGUUGUCGAGAAACAUGCAGAAACACAGACGGACUCACGAUGGGAAACAGAAGAGCUUCACAUGUGAGAUCUGUGGAUUCAGUUUCACCCAGAGGACACUGCUGAACGAACACGCUGCCACUCACGAGCAGAAGAUCGAGACCGUUUAUACAAAUGAAAUCGAGUUGGAACUUCAGUAAAGAUCCUGUUUUCUCUUCAUAAACAUUUCCUCUGAGACGUUCGUAUUUCUUUAUCAAAUGUUUGAUCACAAGCUGGUGUUUUUUUCAUGAUUAUCUUCAGUCACAGAUAAGAUAAGAACUUCUGUCAGGGUGCUGAACGUAAUCUGUAUAAAAGGUUCCUUAAAUAAAUGCAUCUUCAGUGCUGAUUCACUGUUUUUGUGUAAAAAGCAUAAAGCGGACAUAAAUGAAUAAACUGGCAUUUUUGUCUCGGUGACUAAUAUA
Molecule: messenger RNA, 3692 nt
Organism: Girardinichthys multiradiatus
Lineage: Eukaryota; Metazoa; Chordata; Actinopteri; Cyprinodontiformes; Goodeidae
Product: zinc finger protein 11-like
Exons: 7
Coding region: 111-3431 (1106 amino acids)
Source: RefSeq, a predicted model, not a curated record